AUGGUCGCUGUCGCUGCUGCUUCGCUGGCUCAGCGAACACGCCUACGCAGCACACCAAUGCUCGUUUCUGCAGCUCGUCUUCCCGUCACUGCCGCUUCUACCUCGCGAGCCUCGCGCGGCUUGGCAAGUGCUGCUGCAUCGACGCCGGCGCAAAGACCGUCGAGCUUGAGCACCACGCUGGCUUACAAUCGUGCCACUUUUACCCGGGUAGGCGUCGCAUUCCGCGCUCAGUCAAAUCUGCUGGCUGGCAAGCCGUUUUCGUCAGCUAUCGCGCGUCGAAAUCUCUCGUUCUGGAGUUCGUCCAAACCAGCGAGCACCACAUCGGGUGACCAGUCAUCAUCGCUCUCUUCGGAAAUCGAGACAAAAAAGGAGCAGGUCAUCGAUGCUGUCAACGAUCUGAGCCAGUCGUCCAAGGCCUCGAUCCACGACGUUGAAUCCUCCCUGUCCGAAGGCUUGCAUUCCACACAGCAAGCAGCUUCCGAUGCCGUCUCGACUCUGCAGUCGAAAGCCUCGCAAGUGUCUUCCACUCUGACCGAACAGUUGAGCAAUGUGGAUGCUACCGCAGCUUCCACCGUCACCGAAGCCUUCAGUGGAGCUAUGGGUGUCAUACCAGGCGAGUUGACCGAACUCGGCCUGAACCACUGGGUCACACCACCCGGUUGGAUCACCAACCUGCUCGAAUUCGUCGGCACCACCACCGGUCUUCCCUGGUGGGGCACCAUCACCAUCACCACAGUAGCACUCCGUCUUUUGAUCGCACCCAUCUCGAUCGCAGGUCAAAAGAACGCCAUCAGGCUGGGUAACAUCCAACCCGAGAUGAAACGCAACAUGGACGACAUCAAACAUUACAAGGCUGCUGGUGACCAGAUGCAGAUGCAGAAAGCCGUCAUGGCCACCCAGAAACUGCUCAGGGAUAACAAUGCCAACCCGAUCAAAUCACUCGUUCCGAUCCUCUUCCAAUUCCCACUCAUGUUCAGCUACUUUUUGGCGCUCGAGAGGAUCGCAAAGUCCGGUUCCGAGAGUUUCGCCCACGGAGGUCCUUUCUGGACCACCGAUCUGACUGUUCCCGAUCCCACCUGGAUCUUGCCCGCCAUCUCGACUCUGGCGACUUUCGCCGUGGCUGAAGUGGGCUUCAAGGUGGGCACCAACAGCCAGUCGGAUCCUGCACAGAGUCAGAUGAUGAAGUACAUCUUCCGAGGUUUCAUGCCCAUCCUUGCGUGGUUCUCGACAACCUUUCCUUCCGGCGUGUUGGUCUACUGGGCCACCACGAACCUCUACUCGUUGGCACAGCUGGCAAUUCUCCAAGUGCCCUUGGUAAGGAAAUGGGCAAAGUUCCCCAAGAGAAUCACUCACCCCAAGAACCCAUAUCAGCAAGAAGCAAACACUUUCAUGGACAAGUUGAGGGCGGCGAAAGAUCGGAUGUCGGAUUCUAGCGCGACGCACAAGCCGGUCAAACCGGUGGCUGCCACCAGCACUGCUAGCACCACGCCAACUCAGACAAGCUCCAGGUCAGACGCGUUGAACGAGAUCCUCAAUGACAAGUCGACGUACGAGGCUAGCGCCACCACCACCAAUGCUGACGCCCAGUCCACCGCCGCUCAAAGGAACCGGGAGCGUGUCCUCAAGGCUCGUCAGCGUCGCGCUCGCCAAUAG
This is a messenger RNA of Mycosarcoma maydis (corn smut), 1653 nucleotides long. Its product is annotated as membrane insertase OXA1. The transcript has a single exon. Gene Ontology annotation, cellular component: mitochondrial inner membrane. Bases 1 to 1653 code for a protein of 550 amino acids. Gene Ontology annotation, molecular function: membrane insertase activity. Gene Ontology annotation, biological process: mitochondrial respiratory chain complex IV assembly; protein insertion into mitochondrial inner membrane from matrix. The record is from RefSeq and is a predicted model, not a curated record. NCBI's taxonomy places the organism in Eukaryota, Fungi, Basidiomycota, Ustilaginomycetes, Ustilaginales.